Molecule: messenger RNA, 3188 nt
Organism: Camelus dromedarius (Arabian camel)
Lineage: Eukaryota; Metazoa; Chordata; Mammalia; Artiodactyla; Camelidae
Gene: C16H17orf75
Product: chromosome 16 C17orf75 homolog
Exons: 10
Coding region: 51-1241 (396 amino acids)
Cellular component (GO): trans-Golgi network
Source: RefSeq, a predicted model, not a curated record
GCGGUUUGGCGGGGACACACGGCCGCUCGGAGGCCGCCGAGGCCGCCGCGAUGCUCCCCUCUUUGCGGGAAUCACUGGAUGGGGAUGAAAAGGAACUAGAGAGCAGCGAGGAGGGUGGCUCCGCUGAGGAGCGGAGACUCGAGCCGCCGCCCAGCAGCCACUACUGUCUCUACAGCUACCGCGGAAGCAGAUUGGCACAGCAGCGAGCGAACAGUGAUGAUGGAAGCCCUAGCGGCACAAACGCAGAAACUCCAUCUGGUGAUGAUUUCAGCCUCUCCUUGGCAGAUACUAAUCUACCAUCUGAAGUGGAGCCAGAGCUGCGCAGUUUCAUUGCUAAGCGUCUUUCUAAGGGAGCCGUCUUUGAAGGGCUGGGUAAUGUUGCAUCUGUGGAGCUGAGAAUUCCAGGUUACCAAGUCGGUUGUUACUACUGCCUUUUCCAACAAGAAAAGCUGCUUCCUGAAACAGCAACAAUGGACUCGGAACCUAAUUCUUCAGAGUACGUGGUCUGUUUUUUAGGAGGGUCUGAAAAAGGACUUGAGCUUUUCAGGCUUGAAUUGGACAAGUACAUUCAAGGGCUGAAAAAUAACAUGAACUGUGAGGCAAGGGCCGGGGAGAACCACAUACAGUCCUACCUGAGCAGCUGGUUUGAGGAUGUUGUAUGCCCAAUCCAAAGGGUGGUUCUUCUCUUUCAGGAGAAGCUUAGCUUUCUGCUCCAUGCUGCUCUGAGUUAUACUCCUGUUGAGGUUAAAGAAUCAGAUGAAAAAACAAAGAGAGACAUUAACAGGUUUCUGAGUGUGGCCAGUCUCCAAGGCCUUAUUCACGAAGGCACCAUGACAUCUUUGUGCAUGGCCAUGACGGAGGAGCAGCAUAGGUCUGUGAUCAUCGACUGCAGUGGCUCCCGGCCUCAGUUCCACAAUGCAGGAAGCAAUCGGUUUUGUGAGGAUUGGAUGCAGGCUUUUUUGAAUGGUGCUGAAGGAGGUAACCCUUUUCUUUUUCGACAAGUCCUGGAGAACUUUAAACUAAAGGCCAUACAAGACAUAAAUAAUUUGAAGAGAUUUAUCCGGCAGGCAGAAACGAAUCAUUACGCUUUGUUUAAGUGUUUCUUGUUCCUAAAGAACUGUGGUAGUGGAGACAUCCUUUUGAAGAUUGUUAAGGUGGAACAUGAAGAAAUGCCUGAAGCCAAAAAUGUGGUAGCCGUCCUUGAAGAAUUUAUGAAAGAAGCUCUUGCCCCAAGUUUCUGAUCACAUGUUUUGAGAAAACUGUAUUGUGAAGUUACCUAAGCCUUGGUGUUCGAAACUGCAAUUGUUACAAUUGUUGUAGGAUUGCUAUUUAAGAUUAUUUGAAACAUUCUAGCUUUUUUUUUUUUUGUACUUUUAAGACAUAAAAAUCUGAGGAACGUCUUCACUGAGUCUUAGAGAGGUGUGCAUUCAAGUUGUGAAGUUUUUACAUUUGCUGGACCCAUAAAUUCUAGACUUCAGAGAGCUAUUGUUUAAAAACUUCAGAGGUGAUUUUGUGGCUUCUCUGAGGAGUUUGCUGCAAUAUUUAGCAACUUUUCUUCCCAGAAAGAUCAUGAUACUUCUUUCUCAAUGUACUAUAGCCUCUUCUAAAAAAUGUAUUCCUAAUUUUAGGACAAAUUAACAAUAAGACAUCGUUUCAAAGACAGAUCUGUGCAUCCUGUGGGUGCUUGAUAGACUUUUUCAGUCUGAUUGCUAAUGGCAUGGAUGAUGAGGCCAGCUUUGAUGUCAAUAUGCAAAUAAAUCAUGAGUGUGUAAGGAAUGAAAUGAGCUUUAAAAACAGACACACUAGUUUAAGGUAAAACAUCUCUGAUGGAGAACUACUGCAGAAUUGGCCCCAUCACUUUCCUUCAUUCAUUUGUUCACAGGUGUUUGCCAACAGCCUAUAUUUUCUUUUUUCUGUUAUAUGGAAAUGCUGGAAUUUUUAAGCAGAAUGUUAAAGAAAGAAACAAAGUACAUAAAUUUUACAAGCAAACUAUUACAUAAAGCAAGCAAACAGAGAUUCUUCAUGUCAGACUUACUCAUUGAUUUUAGUUUUUUGUACAUUUGUUACAAGCCUUAUAUUGUUUUACUCUGAAUCAAUCGAAAGUGCCCUCCGUUAGAGCCAUUUAUAAUAAUUCCCACAGAAGCCGACUGUAGCUGCACACAUACAGCUGCAGUUUGUUCUGCAGAGCUCUUUAAUAAAUCCAUUUGAUAAUGAUUUUUGUUUAGAAGAUCAGAAGUCUUGUGUUCUCACUGCCCUCGGGAGACCCACCCUGACUGCUCCGUGGAACACAAGCUUGUAAAAAUCCUCUCCUAAACUCAUCUAAAUUCACAUUAAGUGCUGAGUUUUAACUUUCAAAAUGACUGACAACAGGAUUCUGCGUUCUCUUCUGUAGAAGUCUAGAGACAUGACUCACCAAGCCAUUUCUUUUCUUUUAACGAGAAAUACAAUUCAGGAUCCUCAGAAAGGCUUUCAUGUGGUUUUAAACUUUAAUAACUUGGAUUGUAGUCAGUGUAGGAAAAAAAAUCCAAGUAGCAUCUUUUUUAUAGCAUUAAACUCAGAAUGACUAUGGGAAACAAUUUUAUGGCACAACCCUUGAAUCUGACCGUUUCUGAUGUAGGGUUGCUCACUUGGAAAUCAAUUUUUUAAAUAAACAACAUUAGGACAUCAACAUUUUGAGUCUGGAAAACAUAUUUUUCAUCUUCAAAUCCACAUAUCAUUCAAGGAUCCAUGUUGUAAAUAGCAUUUGCAGACAAAUGUAUUACCUGCUUCCAGUCACUUGUGGAUCGAGUCAAGGCGUAACUACAUACUCUUUAUAUGUACAUUUCUAUCUAUUUUUUGUAAUGUCAGCUCACUACAUGACACACUUGUAUACAGUACAGCCUCAUUUUAAAAGGGUUGCUGCAUCACUACUGCAGGUGAGGCGACUAGUGAGACGGAGGUGAACAUCCUGCAGGCCCUGAGAAGAGACUCAAAGAGCUCAUGACUAGAAACAUGCACUGUACUGACAUUUUAAUAAGCUAAUACAUUAACUUCUAAAGUUUUACAAAGGAUUUGUUCAGGUGUGGAAUACAUUACGUACUAUUUGUGUGCUGUACGUACAGAGGAAAUGUCUGUCAUGCAUCUCAGUUGGUCUCAGUUUUCCUGUAAUUAUAUUUUUAAUAGUAAUAAUAAAACAUCUUAGCUUCUCA